Messenger RNA from Lactuca saligna, 687 nucleotides. The record is from the annotation of a GenBank genome assembly. NCBI's taxonomy places the organism in Eukaryota, Viridiplantae, Streptophyta, Magnoliopsida, Asterales, Asteraceae.
AUGAUAUGCAUCUCAGGAAGAAAAGGAGGAGCGGAUGAGAUCUGUCAAUCAGGUACCUUCAAUGAAAUGAAGAGCAACUUACAGUGGAAGAAGAAUUAUAUAUUGUUGAUGUACCCAAGGUUUCUUCAAUUUAUCUUUAAUGAUCAAUAUCCGAACUUGGAAAGAACAGGAAAAACUUUGGAUAUGAAAUCCUUGGGUCAAAACACCUUUGGAUUGAUAAAGCAACAUCUUAAGGGUUCUAAGGUUGUGUUCCGAGAAACAAGCCCUUUGGUGAUGUUUGGAAGAUUUGCAGAAAUAGAAGAAGCUCUUGUUCCUCAAGAUAUUACGAUCCAUGAGCCUGAAGUUGUUGCUGAUGUUACUCCUCCCGUUGCAAUCAUGGCAGAAGAGCAUGUUCCUGUUCAUAAUGUUGUUGAUCAUGAUAAUGAAGAAGGAGAAAGGAUUGAUGAAGAGGGUGUCGAAAGGGGUUUUAAUGAUGAUGAUUUCAUGUUUGAUUUUGAGCUAUGUGAUGAUGAUAUUUGUUCGUUAUUUGGGUCUGAUGAAGUCAAUGAAGUUAUGAGCUCUCCAACUGAGACUAGGGAGUUACAAGCAUUUUCAGGCUGCCAUCUCAAUCAUCCGCUAAAAUGGAUGCCGUCAUUUCUCUUUUGGAUUCAACUGAGAGGAUUCCUCCCCGAGAAGUUGUCACUCUAA